This is a messenger RNA of Daldinia decipiens, 496 nucleotides long. RefSeq lists its product as uncharacterized. The transcript has 2 exons. The record is from RefSeq and is a predicted model, not a curated record. The coding region runs from base 147 to 347 and encodes 66 amino acids. Lineage: Eukaryota; Fungi; Ascomycota; Sordariomycetes; Xylariales; Hypoxylaceae.
UGACGCGUCUUCUUACGGGCCUAAACUUCACUUCAACUUCAACUAACUAGUCCUUAACUAAAGCGCAUAUCCAAGCGCAUGGGGGAAAGUGAUAUCAUCUUCUUCUAAUAUUCAACAUAUGAUGAGUUGAUUCAUCCGAUAUUAUCAUGGGCCUUCCCUUAAGAAUGGACAACAUUCACGCACCUACCGUUCCUGCGGGACCCUCAUCCCGGCCGCUAGCAAAUGGAAAUGCAAAGCAUCUCUCAUUUGCUGAACUUCAGGCCAAGAAAGACGAUAUGGAAGCUGAAUUAAAAGCCCUAAGUAGCGUUCUUGACUCGGUUAGUGGUCGCCAUCCAAGCCCAUUAUAACACGGUCCUGAUUCUAUCUACAGCAUGGUGUCAAUAUGGAAACGCCUUUGACCACGGCCGAUGGAUUUCCUCGGGCAGAUAUUGACGUUGCGCAAAUACGUACCACCCGAGCUCGAAUCAUCCGCCUAAAAAACGACUACAAAGACCUC